UCAGCUGUAGUGUUAAUCGCCAUUUUGAAGUUCACUAGAUUUAUUAAGUUUGGUGUCUUUAGUUAGGUAUAUAUGGUUUGGUAAUAUACCUAGUAAUAUCACUAAUAUUUGGUUAUUUUUGGAAUUGGCGCUAAAGAAUGGAAUCCCCAGAAGUUGAACAAGUUGAUAAAGACCAAGAAACAGAAUAUCAAGUUAUACCUGUACAAUUAGUGGAGUCUUAUGAUAAUGUUGAUAUCACACCAUCAAACAGCUCAAACAAUGUAUCACUUAAAGUUAAUCUAAAAGGACGAUAUUAUAAACAAACAUAUCGCCCGGCCUGGGAGCAGAUGCCAGAUUUUAAGGGCUGGCUCAAGGGAGUUGAAGGAGAACCAACUAGAGCCUUUUGCACUUAUUGCCACAAAACUCUUCAUGCUCAUCGACUCAGUUUAUUAAAACACACUUGCACUAUUAGACAUCUAAAAGCCGCACAAAUAUAUAGUGCUAAAAAGAAUAAAAUCUUACACGGAAAGAAGGAACAGGAAGUUUCUUCGAAUACAGGAGUAUUGUUAGGUGAAAAUGAUGAUUUGGAAUCACCCGACAUGGAGGAUGGUGAUUCUGAUCACGACAAUGAAGAUGAAGAUGAGGGCGAAGAUAAAGCUUCUCUAGAAUUUCAGAUGGCCCAAAAGGAAUCCAUCCUGAAAUCAAAUACCAUCGAUGUGCCGCCAAUUUCAACACAGGUCACAGACAUGUGCAAAGGGAUACCGAUAGCUGGACUGCAAGUGAGUCUUUAUAAGCUGAUCGAUGGAAGAUGGACGUACAUCAAUGAAGGAAUCACUAAUGCCAGCGGCAGUUUCUCUCAAUUUCUAGAGAGAGGUGACUUUAUACCCGGGAGAUAUAAAUUACAUUAUGACGUUGAUAGAUACUUUGAGGUUAAGAAACAGAGUACAAUCUUUCCUUUCAUAGAAAUAGUGUUUGACUGUGCCACCUUUGCUGAUACUCAACAUAUCCCCUUGCUACUGAGUCCAUAUGGAUAUACGGCUCAUAAAGGUUGAGUUCCUGGGGAAAUUUGUUCAUUUAUAAAGUUCAGAUGCAAAAUUUAGAAAGAUCAUUGAGCAGAGUCAGUUGAAAUUUACAAAUAUCAAAAUUUACAAAAUGACAUUUGGUAGUGCAUACUCCUUAGCAUAAAAUUUCAAAGCAGCAAAUAAUGCUGGUACUAGAAAAUUAAUAUUUUGAAAUAAAACCUCAAAGUAUUCA
Leptinotarsa decemlineata (Colorado potato beetle) is the source of this 1233-nucleotide messenger RNA. RefSeq lists its product as uncharacterized. Gene Ontology annotation, biological process: purine nucleobase metabolic process. Gene Ontology annotation, molecular function: hydroxyisourate hydrolase activity. NCBI's taxonomy places the organism in Eukaryota, Metazoa, Arthropoda, Insecta, Coleoptera, Chrysomelidae. The record is from RefSeq and is a predicted model, not a curated record.